AUGCCACUGCCGGGCGUAGAUGUUGGCGAGGUUGGCAAGAAACUGGCCAUGGCCGUUGUCAAUCAGGGCUUUCUUGGCCUGAAGAACGUUCGCAUUCCACGCACCAACAAGCUGAUAAAGUAUGCCAAAGUGGAUCGUGAUGGCAUAUUCACCGCCAGUCCAGCCUCGAGGGUCAACUAUCUGACCAUGGUCUACACACGUUGCCUGAUUGUCAAUUUGAAUUCGGCGUUGCUGCUGCAGGCAGCCACAAUUGCCACACGCUACUCCGCCGUGCGUCGCCAGAGUCCCAUUGAACCCAAGUCCUCUGCACCACUGAUGGCUGAUGGCAUUGAACAACUGCGUCUCUCCACUGGCGGCCAUGGCAAUCACAUUGUCGCCAAUCUGAGCAACAUCUAUGGCAAUGCAGUAGCCGCCUACACCUACGAGAGUGAGAAUUCGGUUCUUCUGCUCCAGAUUGGACGCGCCCUGGUCAAAGCCUGGGCCAGCUACAAGCAAGCUGAAACGCUCUCCUCUUCGUAUGCCUAUUUUGAGACUUCGAUGCGCCUCAAGGAGUUCCCCAAGUGGGACAACUCCUGGCAGUGCAUUGUCAGGGCGUUGCAGUACACGGCUGCCCACAAGACCCGCAUUGCCUUUGAGAAUUUGUCGCAGCUCAUUGCUGCUGGCCAGUCCCAAGCUGUGGCAGCCAACAACACGGGCAUUGAGCUAACGCGGGACGCCGAGGUAAGUUCCAGUUGCAAUUACUGCCUUCUGUAGAAAGGGUAU
Drosophila grimshawi is the source of this 762-nucleotide messenger RNA. Its product is annotated as probable peroxisomal acyl-coenzyme A oxidase 1. The record is from RefSeq and is a predicted model, not a curated record. Gene Ontology annotation, biological process: lipid homeostasis; fatty acid beta-oxidation using acyl-CoA oxidase. The transcript has 3 exons. Gene Ontology annotation, molecular function: FAD binding; acyl-CoA oxidase activity; fatty acid binding. Lineage: Eukaryota; Metazoa; Arthropoda; Insecta; Diptera; Drosophilidae. The coding region runs from base 1 to 753 and encodes 250 amino acids. Gene Ontology annotation, cellular component: peroxisome.